AUGAGACGAGCUCUCACCACAGCGGCGACGGCACGCACACUGGCCAGCUCUUCGCGCCUGGCCCCCGCUCAGCGUGCGCGUCCCGUCAUUGCUGCUACCCGACUGCCGGCGCAGGUCCAGGUUCGGCAACAUUCGCACGCCGCGCCGGCGCCUGUCGUUGCGCCGCCCGUCUCACCGGAGAAUACAUACGACAUUGUGAUCAUUGGCGGUGGACCUGCCGGCCUUGCUCUCGCAAAUGCGCUUGUAUCGCAGCCGAGUCUACGCGACGGCGCACGCAUCCUGCUGCUUGAGGGCGGACCGCUCGACCCAGUACGCAACUGGGACGACCAGGGGCCUUGGUCGAACCGUGUGUCCUCUCUGACGGCUGAGAACAUCGCCUGGCUCGACAGUGAGUAUAGCUUACAGAAGCAUGGGGAGCUGACAGGAGGCAUCGGAGCGUGGAGGCACAUUGCGCAGGACCGUUCCCGGGAGGUCGACGACAUCAUUGUGUGGGCGAACCCCGACGCGGACUCGACGCCCAUGCUGCAUUUCCCUGGGCCGGACCUUGCGCGCAUGACCGAGAACGUCAAUCUGCAGCGCGCACUGCUCCGGCAUCUCGAUGAGGUCAAGCAGACGAAAGGGCACAAGCUUGAGAUCCGGGAGAAGACCCGUGUGGGCGACAUCGCCUACACCGCGGGGCGGGGAAGUGUCGCGCUUAACCUCGGCGGCGAGUGGGUGCAGGCAUCUUUGCUGAUUGGUGCCGAUGGCCCGAACUCCCCCGCCCGCAAGUUUGCGCAAAUCGACACCUUCGGUCACGGCUACAACGCCCACGGCGUGGUCGCGACCCUCGAAACCCAGCGCGACGUGUACGGAAACCACACGGCGUUCCAGCGUUUCCUCCCCACUGGGCCGAUUGCGUACCUCCCCCUCGGGGACGAGACAACGACGAUGGUGUGGAGCACGACCCCCGAGAUCGCCGCUGCGCUCAAGGCGCUGUCUCCUGAGGCGCUGACUGAGAUGGUCAACGCCGCCUUCUCUCUCUCCGAGAACGAGCUCAAGCUCCUCACCGAGGCAGUCCUUACAGCACACAACGAUCAGAGCGCAAUGAGCGCCGAGGGUAUCCGCUCGAUUAUGGCUCUCUUCGAGCGUCGGGUCAGCGACUCCCCGCGACCCCCGCUCGUGCGCUCCGUCGACCCCAAGUCCGUCGCCAGCUUCCCUCUUAAGCUCGCCCACGCGGACAAGUACAUCGACCACCGCGUUGCGCUCGUCGGUGACGCCGCGCACACCACGCAUCCCCUCGCCGGGCAGGGCCUGAACGCCGGCCUGGCUGACGGCCAGGCGCUGGCCAAGGUGCUUGAGGAGGCGCGUCGCGUCGGCUCUGACCUCGGCGGCGUCACCGCCCUCGCGCAGUACCCGCGCGACCGCUAUUUGACAAAUCACAUCCUGCUCGCUGCCGUCGACAAGCUGAACUCGGUCUUUGGUGCCCGUAACCCCCUCAUCAACUGGGCGCGCGCCAACGGACUCGAGGUCUUCAAUGAGCUCGGCCCGAUUAAGGACUUCUUCAUGCGCAACGCUGGCUCGGGAAUCGCAGGCAAGAGGACGCAGCAGCAGCGCGAAUUCGGGCGCGCGCGGGCCGAGGAUAAGCUUAACGCGAAGGCCGCGGGUGCGCCCGCCGCCCUUGCUGAUGCCGUUGAGGGACUCGACAUGGCGAGAAGAGUCGCCAGCUCCGCGGGUGGCGUCAUCGCCGAGGGGCUUAAGAACCUCCUCCGCCGGGGCGCCGACUCGAUCGAGCACCAACAGCGCAAGCCGUAA
Trichosporon asahii var. asahii CBS 2479 is the source of this 1791-nucleotide messenger RNA. RefSeq names its product ubiquinone biosynthesis monooxygenase. Gene Ontology annotation, biological process: ubiquinone biosynthetic process. Gene Ontology annotation, molecular function: 2-octaprenyl-6-methoxyphenol hydroxylase activity; FAD binding; oxidoreductase activity, acting on paired donors, with incorporation or reduction of molecular oxygen, NAD(P)H as one donor, and incorporation of one atom of oxygen. The record is from RefSeq and is a predicted model, not a curated record. Lineage: Eukaryota; Fungi; Basidiomycota; Tremellomycetes; Trichosporonales; Trichosporonaceae. Gene Ontology annotation, cellular component: mitochondrion. Bases 1 to 1791 code for a protein of 596 amino acids. The transcript has 2 exons.